Molecule: messenger RNA, 999 nt
Organism: Menidia menidia (Atlantic silverside)
Lineage: Eukaryota; Metazoa; Chordata; Actinopteri; Atheriniformes; Atherinopsidae
Source: the annotation of a GenBank genome assembly
AUGAGGCCUGUCCGAAGCUCUGUCCUCUGCCGCCUCCUUCCUGCACCCUUCUCUCUGGCCCUGCGCAGCCUGGUCCUGGUCCUGCUCUGCAUCACUCCUCGUUGCCAGGCUGUCCAGGCAGAGAAUGUGACAGUACUGGAAGGAGGCACAGCUCAGAUCUCCUGCCGCCUGCAGAACUACGAUGGCUCAAUUGUGGUCAUCCAGAACCCCCGCCGACAGACCCUCUUCUUCAAUGGCACGCGAGCCUUGAAGGACGAGCGCUUCCAGAUGGUGCUCUUCACGCCACAACUGGUGCGCAUCACGCUGACCAACGUCAGCGUGUCGGAUGAGGGCGGUUACUUCUGCCAGCUCUACACGGAUUCCACGCAUCACCAGGUGGCCACGCUCUCCGUCUCGGUACCCCCGGAGACGCCCACGGUGGAGGUGAAGCAGGACGUGGCGGAGGGCAGUGAGGCGGAGCUCACCUGUGUGUCGCCGCGCAGCAAGCCAGCUGCCACCCUGCGCUGGACGCGCAACGGCCGGGAGAUACCAGGUGUUGUGUCACAGCAGGACAACGGGAAGACAUUUAGUGUGUCCAGCACCAUUCGCAUCCCGGUAGAAAGGAAAGACAACGGAGCGGCGCUGAUGUGCGAGGCUCUUCAUCCUGCUCUUUCCGGACAGAGGAGGAUUCGACAUUAUCGCCUGGAUGUGUAUUUUGCUCCAACGGUGCGAAUUGUUCCUCCAACGGGAAUUUUACGUGAGGGCGAUUCACUCAGCCUGACCUGCUCUGUCACUGGGAAUCCUCUGCCAAGGGAUAUUGGGUGGUCCAAGGUUAAUGACACCUUACCUGAGAGGGCAGAAAUUUCUGGGCCCACCCUUCAGAUUUCCCGUCUCAGCCAAGCGCACAACGGGACAUACUUGUGCCAGGCCCAGAACGACUUUGGACGUGCCGCUGAUCAUUACGCCCUGCUGGUGUAUGGUGAGUACGCCAAAAAAAAAAAAACAACUUUGUUCAGUUGA